UGUUGCGUAUUUCCGGUUUAGGUUAUUGCGUCCAUGCGCCUGACACGGUGAAUUGUUCAGUAAAGCUCACGGGUGAACCACUCCGAGUAGAACUACAGCUACAAUGUUUAAACUGGAAGGACUCGGACCCAAAAUGGACCCAGAGGAGAUGAGGAAGAAAAUGCGACAAGAUGUAAUCGCGUCUUUACGAAACUUCCUUAUUUACGUCGCUCUGCUCAGAGCCACGCCGUAUGUGUUAAAGAAGCUGGACAGCAUAUGAGCGGAGCAGCUGGUCACCUCCCUCCAUUCACAGAGAGCUGAUUGCAUCAGAGAUGGCAUGGAUCUCCAGAAGCAGACGGCUGGAUCCAUUACAGCAUCAGUGGAAAAUUACCAGCAUUUGUCCAUCACUGCAGUGGAGAAACCAGCUCGUGCACAUUCAGUUUUGUUCCACGUUGUGAACUUUUUUUUUUUUAAAUGAUUAUUAUUAAAGCACUGUCAUUCUUUCUUAUAUCCAUGUUUUGUCUUUAAUAGUGUUUCUUCCAGAUGUCAUAAUAAAGUCAAACCAUGUUUA
This is a messenger RNA of Archocentrus centrarchus (flier cichlid), 550 nucleotides long. It is a transcript of the gene tomm5, whose product is annotated as translocase of outer mitochondrial membrane 5 homolog (yeast). NCBI's taxonomy places the organism in Eukaryota, Metazoa, Chordata, Actinopteri, Cichliformes, Cichlidae. Gene Ontology annotation, cellular component: mitochondrial outer membrane translocase complex. The record is from RefSeq and is a predicted model, not a curated record. The transcript has 2 exons. Bases 104 to 259 code for a protein of 51 amino acids.